Molecule: messenger RNA, 3602 nt
Organism: Vitis riparia (riverbank grape)
Lineage: Eukaryota; Viridiplantae; Streptophyta; Magnoliopsida; Vitales; Vitaceae
Product: probable disease resistance protein At4g27220
Exons: 4
Coding region: 117-3113 (998 amino acids)
Molecular function (GO): protein binding; ADP binding
Source: RefSeq, a predicted model, not a curated record
CCAAAGUCGGAAGUUCGAGAUCAAAAGUAGGUGGAAGCCAAAGGGGUAAUUCAAUGGUCUGAGAGAAAGUAGUAACCCCACCCCCCAUCGGUCAUCCCUUCCGGUGCUAGUGAGGGAUGGAUCCCAAGAGGAGAAAGACACAAGACUCCGCAGAGAAUGCUGAUUCCAGUGCUGCGGAUACUGGGAAUUCUGGUGUGGCAGAGUCGAAAGCCACUGAUUCGAAGGCCAAGCCUGUGGAACUCAAUGCGGAAGCCGAAAAGAGUAAUUUCAUCUUCCGAAAAUGGCGCUCUUCUCCAACAUACCCCAAAGCAAUGGAAAAAGGCGAAAUCACUCUGAAAAGUUUAUAUAAGCAGCAAGAGCCUCGCCUGAAGCAGCUUGAGCAAAGGCGUCCUAGUCUGCCGGUGCAGAGCAUAUACCUCCACCCCCUGCGUAAGGAAGUCGAGGAGUUGAACAGAAAGAAAGAUAUUGUGUGUCUUAUCUUAUCAUAUCCUCCUAUGAAUUCCAUGAACAAAGAGAGACACAAGAACUGGGUUCGGGAUGUUUUGAAGAUGAAUCACAUAGUGAGGGAAUGGAAAACAUUUUCAAGCAAGAAAAAUAAGGUUUUAGAUUCAGACAUAUUUGAAAUCGAUGCACUGCUGGAUCACAUGUUCGAUGAUAUUGAAGCUUAUGUUCCACCACUGAUCAUUAAGAAGAUGUGUAAGAAAACUUGGCCAGCAACACAGCCUGAUGAAAAAGUACGUAAUUUGGCUGUUAAUUUUGCUACUCGCCAAAUUCUAGAAGAAAUAGAAAAUCCUGAGGUCCUGAGGAUUAGGAUUUCAGGAAGAAAUGGUAUAAGAGUAACAUCAGCAGUGAAAGAUCUACCACAGAUACAGCAAAGAUUUGAUAUCGUGAUUCAGGUUGAUGCCUCAUUAUAUCCGAAUAUCAGAGGUAUUGAAGAGAAUAUCGCAACACAAUUAGGCUUCUCAUUGAACAUACACAUAUUAAAUAAAUUCUUGAAAACCACAAGCUUCUUAAUCUUUCUGGAUGACAUAAAUGAAAUGAUCAAUCUGUAUGAAGUGGGGAGUGAGUGGUGGAACUCAGAGAACAUUCAAAAAAUAGUUUGUGCGACUAGAUCCCAGAAAGUUUGUCAAAGAAUGGCAGUGGAUCGAGAAAUCAGGUUGGAUGAUCAUCUGUUAUCCUGGGAAUUAUUUUGUAGGAAUGUUGGCAACAUUGUGCAUUCUUCAGGUUUCCAACACAGAGCCACGGAUGUGGUUCAAAAGUGUUCUGGCCAUUUACUUGCUGUUGUUCUAAUGGCAAGAGCUUUGAAUAUGGUCUUCAACGUUAGCACCUGGGAACAUGCAUCUUAUUUGCUAAGCUUGCCGCAUAGAUCUCAGAUGAAAGAUAGAGUUUUGUAUAAUGCAUUAGCAUUCAUUAUGGGGCGGCGUUCAGGUUCAGCACAUGAAUGUGUAAAAUACUGUGCAUUUUACAUGGAGAGGGAAGGGGCGAACAAAUUAGAUUUGAUUCAGGAGUGGAUCAGACAUGCGUUAAUCAGCACAUUUGACGAAGGAAAAAAGAUUGUUCGAGGCCUUGUCAGUGCCUUCUUGUUAGAGAGUUCUCAGAAUGGAUAUUCCGUCCGAAUGCGAGAUGAAAUCCGUGAGGUGUUAGUAAAUUCACAAUUUCUUUUGCAAGGCGGAAAGGGUCUUGCUAAGGCACCAACAGAUGAGGCAUGGGAGGAAGCCACGGAAAUCCAUUUGAUGAAUAAUAAAUUUUCUGAGCUGCCAAGGGGUCCAAAUUGUCUCCAACUCUGUGCAUUGUUCUUACAAAAGAACCCUUUUUUGCGAGUUAUUCCUCCAUUGUUCUUUCAACGUAUGCCUAUGCUCCAAAUCCUAGACUUGUCCCAUACUAAAAUAAGAUCUUUACCACAAUCUCUUUAUGGGUUGUCGCAACUGAAAAGACUCUUUCUGAGAGGCUGUAAACUCUUCAUGGAGUUGCCACCUGAAGUCGGAGAACUCAGUAAUCUUAAGGUGCUUGAUCUCGAGGGGACUGAAAUCAUAAGGCUACCUAUGGAUGUUGGAAAAUUGACAAAUUUAACCUGCUUGAAAAUGUCGUUUUAUGGGGAUAAUGACAACAAAAAAGAUAACCAAUACUCAAACAGAAUAAUUCCUCAGAGUGUGAUGUCCAAUCUAUCUCAAUUGGAAGAAUUAAUCAUAGAUGUGAAUCCCGAUGAUAAGCAAUGGAAUGCCAAUGUGAAAGAUAUUGUAGAGGAAGUGUGCAGCUUAAACCGGUUGGAGGCUCUUCAACUUUACUUUCCAGAAGUUUCACUUUUGAAUAACUUGAUGGAUGGAUCAUCAAUAAACCUCCCAGGAAUGCACUUUAGAUUUACUGUUGGUAACCAUAUGAAGCGCAUAAUGUCUCGACUACCACUUGAAGCUGCAGUUAAAUUUGAAGAACAAGAAAGAUGCUUGAAAUAUGUGAAUGGUGAAGGUGUCCCAACUGAAAUUAAGGAGCUACUCCAGCUUGCUACUGCAUUGUUCCUGGAUCGCCAUUUAACUGCCACAAGUUUAUCUGAGUUUGGGAUUAAAAAUAUGGGGAAUCUAAAAUUUUGUGUACUAGGUGAAUGUGCUAAGAUUCAAACCAUUAUAGAUGCAUAUGAUGGAGGAGAUGGUGUACUUGGAUCACUAGAGUACUUGAAUCUUCAUUAUAUGAAGAAUUUAAGGAGCAUUUGGAAGGGGCCACUUAUAUUGGGUUCCCUAUCACAUCUAAAAGCUUUGGUGUUGUAUACAUGCCCCCAAUUGACUACCAUUUUUACUUGGAAUCUGUUUCCUAAUCUCUAUGAGUUAGAGGAGCUUGUAGUUGAAGAUUGCCCCAAAAUUGAAAGCAUAGUAGUGACUCCUGAUCCUACUGCUACUGAACCAAUGUUGUGGAGGGCAAGGUAUUUAUUCCCAAAGUUGAGGAAGAUAUCACUUCAUUACAUGCCUAAACUGGUCAGCAUUUCCAAUGGUCUACACAUUUCACCAAUAUUAGAAUGGAUGAGCUUCUAUGAUUGUCCAAGCCUCAAAACUCUUUCCCCAGCGGAAGUUCACAGUAAUGAUUUGAAGGUGAUAAUAGGAGAGGCGAAUGGUGGAGAGAAUUGAAGUGGAACAAGUCAAAAUGGCGUCUGCCACCCAAUCUGGAUGCUAUCUUUGUUCCAAUCGAACGGGACACAGAUUUCAUCACACAGUUAACAGAAAUCAAUGAUCAACUUCAAGGUAGGAUGCAAGAAACAGAGCCUUCUCAACAGUCAGGUCCUGGUGAGUCCCUGAAGGCUCCAGCAGUCGAGGAUGGAACAAGCUCAAAGCAGAAGCAAGUUGCUUAGCUUUACCUAUUCUGUACUAGUUAAGCUUGAGCUACAUAUUAUGGCUAAUUUCCCGACAGCGGCUGACUGUCUUAUUGGUUGUUGUUUGUUUAGUUAUUUCAUGUUGUGCUUGGUUGUGGAGAAAAGGAAACUCAGAACCUUACAGAGACACUCUUUGGAUUAUCCAACCUUACUUUUCUAGUCUCUUUGAAUAAGUGGUGAUGUGAACUUGCUGUAUGCUCUUGAAUUCAAUAUUCAAAAUCACAUCCUUCAGUUUGAUGUGUACUUA